Molecule: messenger RNA, 4680 nt
Organism: Dictyostelium purpureum
Lineage: Eukaryota; Evosea; Eumycetozoa; Dictyosteliales; Dictyosteliaceae
Exons: 2
Coding region: 1-4680 (1559 amino acids)
Biological process (GO): sexual reproduction
Source: RefSeq, a predicted model, not a curated record
AUGAAAAUAAUAAAUAAUUUGCUUUUGAUUUUAUUAUUUUUAUUUUUAUAUUCAAAUAAUGUAAAAUCUAUAAAUACUGUUGAAAGUUUUACAAUUGGAACACCAUACCCUAAUGGACAGUAUGUUGGUGUUAUAACUCCAUUUUCACCAGGUGGUUUGGGUAAUAUAGGAAUUUCAUUUACAUUUAAUGCAUAUGAGGCAACAUUAACUCAAUACAUUACAGUCAAUUUCUAUGACCAAGAAUCAAAUUUAAAGUUCAGUAUUGAAAAUGUAUAUUUUGCCCUUGAAGGUGAACAACAAACCACUAAUCCAAGUACUUCCGGCACAGCAUCAGCAGUAGAUAUUUCCAUUUUAGAUCAACAAUCAAUUAAAGCUUCAAAUACAUUCCGUGGUUUAAAAGCUGCCCAAAAUGUCUAUAAGAUGACUGUAACUUUUCCAGCAUCAGAAUUAGUAUAUCCAGGUUCCUAUGAAAUUGUGGAUUAUUUAACUUUUGGUUUUGAUAUCCCAGCAUUUGCCAGCUAUACAUUUCCAGAUCAGAAAAUUACUUUUGUUUCUCCAGCUUAUCACCCAAAUUCUACUCAAAUUUUAAAACAAACCAACAUUGAAUUAUCAAUAGAUUAUGGGGAAAGUCAAUAUUGUAAAUCUAUUGUUCUUUUGGAUGAAAAUAGUAUAUCACAUUCAUAUGGUUUAUAUUACAUUACCGAUAAAUACCAAUCACAAUCAGUAAAAUUAAAUUCAAUUAAAACAUCAGCAACCUCUGAUAUAACUAAAUUUUACUUUUUAUCAAAAUAUCCAAUCAGUACAACUCCAACUACCUUCUCAUAUACUCUAUUUGACGCUAUAACUGGUCAAACAUCAUUAAUCAGUGCAACUCUAACAUGCAAUUCAAACGUUGAUGCAUCACUUCCAAGUAAUAUGGUUGUUUUAGGUUCAAGUUCAUUUACCUAUGUUGCAAUGAAAACUUCAUUUAGGGUUGCAACAGCAACACUUAAUUCUGCACCAUUAAAACCAACAUCAAUUAAACUCUCAUCUGGUAAAUGGAUUGGCUUUGUUAGACUCUCAAAUGUUCAACUAAAUUCAUAUUCAUUAAAUAUUUCUCCCGAGGGACUAACCAAUGUUUUUACAAAGACUCCCAUAUCCUUUACCCCAAAUCUUAACGGCGUUAAAGUUGUUCAAUUAUCAAGUUUUGUAGAAAAUGAUGUAAAUUUAAAAAAGAAUGUUUCAAAUAGCCAACUUAAAUUUUAUGUUGAAGUUAAACCAGAUGUAAAUAGCUAUGGCAAAGUCGCAACAAUUGAUUUCCAAUAUAAUGGAGUUGUAUUUUAUAGCGAUAAAGAAAUUGUUGAUAAUAUCUACAAAAAGGUUAUUUAUAUCCCAGAUACAAUUAUCACUAAAACAGCUAAUAUAUUAAAAAUAAAUGUUAAUAGUGAAAAUUUUGGAAGGUAUGAAAUUUCACAAUUUACCAUUGACAUGGCUUCAUUAGCAGCAACAACCACUUCAAACACUAUUUCAAAUCAAGAAAUGAAUUUACAGUAUGGCAAAAAAUUCUUUUUAAAUUCAUUCAAAGGUCGCUUACUAAUGAGCGAAGAUAUUUACCAAAUACCAAAUUUAAAAAUGUCUUAUUAUACUACAGAUAAAACAACAUUCUUCGCUGGAUACAAUGACGAUGUCUAUAUUGAAUCAAAUUAUCCAUUUGGUUAUACAAAUUAUUUCAAUAAUUUAACUUAUGAACCAUCAGUUCCUUUUAUGUCCGAUACCCCAGGCUCUACAAUUAAUUCAGACCCAAAUUACGCUUUUCCAACAUCUAUUAUCAAUAGUCCAUUGCUUAAAAGAGAUUAUGUAAAUCCAAAUGUUUUCUCAGCUUUUACAUUCAGUUCAGAUUUAACCCAGAAACCAGAUAGUGUAGUGAUAACAGUUAGCGACUCUAUUGGUAUCUCAUCAAUCAAACCAAAUUGUAAAGUUAGUCUUGGCCCAACUACAUUCACCCUUUUACCAUCAAAUAUUUUCAGUAUAUCUGAACCAAACUUUUCAAACGUCCAAUAUCAAUUCAAUUUUAAAUUUAAUAGAUACUUUUGUAAUUCCCCACCAAUUAUUGAUUGUACAGAUAUUAGGGGCAAUAGAUUAUAUGAUAGCGGUGAAUCUUCAUUGAUCAACAGUUUCUUAUACUCUGGCUUAGAAUCAUGUACAAACACAAAUAUUCCCCCAUUACGUCUUUUGGCUUUGACCUAUUCUUACAAUAACGCUUAUUCGAAUAUCAAUUUAAAUACUUGGUUUGUUAGUGACAAUUCAGCAGAUUACUCCCAAUAUCUUUUUGAGAUUUUAGUUUAUGACAACUAUGAUAAUAUUGGCGAACCAAUUCAAAUUAAAAGAUUCGCACAAAUUAUCACUUACCCAGAAACAUCAUCUUUUGUUUGUGGCUUCUCGAUUAGUGAAACCAUUUUGGACAACGAUCAAACUCUUAAGAGAUUCAUUUCAAUUAGAGUUUCGUCACUAUCAAGUCCUAAUUCCAAAUAUGUUUUAUCUACAAAAGAAUUGGAAUAUAUGAACACAAAUGCCCAAAGCAGUACCGUAACAACUUCAAUUAUUUCAUCCCAAUAUACUAUCAGAAAUAAUAAGUACUAUGAUGAAAAUUCCCCUAAUGCUAUUGACUUUUUUUCAUCAGUAUAUAGUCUCGUUUUAACCAAAGAUCAAAUUACAUUCACCUCAUCAUUAAUGGAUUUAUUCAAAAAUAUAACAUUUGUCAUUAAAAACAAAUACAACCCAUAUGCUUUAUAUGUUCACUACGAUUCCACCGAUCCAAAAACUUAUUUAUCAAAAACUUCAUCAACUUUGGUUUUAUCCUUACCAAGUACACUAGUGGAUGUAAAUAAACUCUUUAUAGAUUCAAUUUGUGAUCAUUUUAGCAAUUGUUAUGAGCUUGGUCCUUAUAGCAAAUUUAGUACCAUUUUUAAUGGUGUACCUCUUACCCCACAUUCCGGUUCUGCAACUAUCGGUAAACCUACAUUCUCUAGAAAUUACAUCGAUGUCAGCUCAUCAAAUCGUAAAGUUAAAGUUUCAAUUGAUAUCUCCUACCAAUCAUUACCAUUUAAACAAUCAAUUGUUGCAUCAGAUCCAAUUUUUUAUAUAACCGAAAUAGAUUCAAAUGAUCAAGUUUCAUGUCCAUUAAAACAAUUUGAAAAUUCAACAACCUUUAGUUGCAAUUUAGAAAUUCCAUUUAUGUUUGGUAGUAGAACUCCCCUAGGUCACUGUUCCGUUUAUAAUUUGGUUUAUGAAGAUGGCUAUUUAGAUGGUGUACGUUUCGAUACAUGUUCACUCUUUUUAUAUACACAAUACCUUAAAGAGCCAGUAAUAACCGAGGUCUCAACAAAAAUGUAUGAUUCAAAUCUUUACUUUUAUGGUAUUAAUUUAAAUCUCUUAGAUUCAGCAAUUCAAGAUAAAUCAUUAUUUACUUCGGCACCUUUCACAUAUGUAAAUGAAACUAGUGGUUACUAUAUUUUGAAAGAGAAACUUACAAAGCCGGUAGACAUUAAGGUUGGUUCAAAAGUCUAUAGUGUAUUUAUCUACACUUGCUUAAAAGAUGAUUGUAGUGGUAACGGUAAAUGUAAUAUGACAACAUUGACAUGCCAAUGUAGCCAAGGUUGGGGUGGUACAGAUUGCUCAAUCGAUCAAACAUUUGUAUGUAAAGAUAAUUGUAAUGGCCAAGGUUCUUGUAGUACCGAUAAAACAUGUAAUUGCAAACCUGGUUUUACUGGUGUCGCUUGCGAAUUUAAAAAUUCAAAUAUCUCCAUGAAUAUGAACACUAGUAUCACAUCCCCAUCAGUUAUAUUGGAUGGAUUCGAUUCAUUCAAUUUAAAUAAUUAUACAAAAAAAUCAAAAUAUCAUAUCGAGUUGGUUUAUAUUCAAGAGGUGGAUGUUUUGGGUAAAGUUUUAAAUAGAUUUAAUUUUAAUGAAACCGGAUGGUCAUUAGCAUCAACAAAUGGUGAAACAUCAAGUACAUUCAAUACAACAUUAUUAGAAUAUUCAAAUUUCACGGUAAGGGUAGAUAUAUUUAAAACAGAUACUCAAAUGACCUGGGCCAACGAACAUUUAGCAAUCCCAGCCAACUCUAUCAAAUUUUCAGUUAGAAUUGAUAAUUAUACAUUCUCGUCAAAUCUCAAUAAACUAGAAAUGUUUUAUCAAACAUCACCAAACUCUGAUUUAGAAUGUGCCAUAAAACAACAAAUUGCAUGGGGGGCCAAAAAAUCAACUGAUAUGCAUUGGGUAACAUUACCAAAUAACCAAUUACAACUCUAUGGUAGAUUUUCAAAUAGUUUAAUUUUGGAUGAUAGAAUAGUUUCAACAUCAAAUGAAGGCUUAGAAUUUGGAUCAACAGUUCAGGUAAAAGUCAACAUUCCAUUCUUUAAAGAUUAUGCCGAAUUAGACCCAGAUUUUUCAGUACUUGUGGAUGUCAACAUGGAUGAAACUGUGUAUGAUGAAUGUGGAAUUCCAGUAGGAACCAAAUCAAACAGAAAAUGGGUCAUUCCAGUUGCCGUGGUAGUUGGGGUGGUCGGUGCCACUAUUUUAUUUAUUUCCAUUUUCGCUGUUGCUUAUAAGAAAAAUACAAAUUUAAGACUUUUUAUGUUAAGCUUUAAGUCUAAAUUUGGUGGAAGCAGAGGCGGUGUUUCAAUGAAAAAUUUUAAUUAA